AUUACCGGAUAUUACUGGUAUGCCUGAGAAACACCAGCAGACCCUAAUGCCAUUGGCUGGGCAAAUCUUAACCGACUACGAUACUACCAGGCUGGUCCAAAGUAAAGAAAAGGCAGCUUUACGCAUUCGAUACCAAGAAACAGAGAACGCCAUGCCAGCCCACAAGGAGAAAAACUCUGAAGAACGAAACCACAAAAACAUCCAAAAUGAUACUCAAGCUUCUCAAGUCCAGUGGGGAAGAGCAUGGGAGGUAGACUGGUUUUCCUUGGCAAGCAUCCUUUUCCUGCUCAUGUUUGCACCACUUAUCGUGUAUUAUUUCAUAAUGUCCUGUGACCAGUACCAGUGCUCUCUGACUGAUCCGCUCAUUGACUUGCUCAUGGGGAAUAAACAUCUGUCUGACAUCUGGAACAAGACUCCUACACUGACCUACACAGCUGCUGGCAUCUAUACUAUUUGGGUUGCUUUCCAGGUGAUUUUGUAUAUGUUUGUUCCUGACUUCUGCCACAAGUUUCUUCCUGGAUAUGUAGGAGGUGUACAAGAAGGUGCAGUCACUCCUGCUGGUGUAGUAAAUAAGUAUGAAAUUAAUGGACUCCAGGCUUGGAUCAUAACCCAUGUACUUUGGUUUGCCAAUGCCUAUUACUUCCACUGGUUCUCUCCUACCAUCAUUUUUGACAAUUGGAUUCCUCUCCUGUGGUGUGCCAAUAUCCUGGGAUAUGUAGUUUCCACAUUCGCAAUGAUAAAAGGCUACUUUUUCCCUACUAAUGCCAAAGACUGCAAAUUCACUGGCAACUUCUUUUACGACUACAUGAUGGGGAUUGAAUUUAACCCUCGAAUAGGAAAGUGGUUUGAUUUCAAGCUGUUCUUCAAUGGGCGCCCUGGCAUUGUAGCCUGGACUCUGAUUAACCUUUCCUAUGCUGCUAAACAACAGGAGCUGUAUGGUCAAGUAACCAACUCCAUGAUUCUUGUCAAUGUCCUUCAGGGUAUUUAUGUUUUGGACUUCUUCUGGAAUGAAGCUUGGUAUUUGAAAACAAUUGAUAUCUGCCAUGAUCAUUUUGGAUGGUACUUGGGCUGGGGAGACUGUGUUUGGUUGCCUUACCUCUACACUCUGCAGGGUUUAUAUUUGGUUUACCACCCUGUGCAGCUCAGCACAGCCAGUGCCAUAGGGGUCUUGAUGUUGGGCUUGAUUGGCUAUUAUAUCUUCAGAAUGACGAACCACCAGAAAGAUCUCUUCCGUCGUACAAAUGGCAACUGCAGGAUAUGGGGGAAGAAGCCAGAAUACAUUGAGUGCUCCUACAUGUCUGUGGAUGGGACCAAGUACUACAGCAAGCUGAUGAUCUCAGGAUUUUGGGGCUGGGCACGCCAUUUUAACUACACGGGAGAUUUGAUGGGCUCCCUGGCCUACUGUCUGGCUUGUGGGUUUGAACACAUCUUGCCGUAUUUCUACAUCAUUUAUAUGACUAUUCUGUUGACUCACCGUUGCAUUAGGGAUGAACACCGUUGUUUCAGCAAAUAUGGGAAGGACUGGAAGCUCUACACUGCUGCAGUGCCUUACCGGCUUAUACCAGGAGUAUUUUAAGGCUAACACAGAAUCUGGGGAAGCAAAAAAUUUUUGAGACAAAAAGAGUCGAUCCGUACAGUUAAACUAACAAAAAUUAUUUUGGGAAGGAUGCUUAAUAAUGCUUGGGAAAAGAAAAGGUGUCUGGAGAAUAAUCCUUGAUGUAAUGAAGGAACAUGCUUCUAGUAAGCAGGCAGACUUUAAAGUAAAUGAAAUAAGGCACUGAAAUGGCCUUUUUAGAUAUAUUUGUAUUAAAAAAAGACUUUCACCUGGAACUGUUUUUUUAUUUUUUCUUUCUUUAAAUUAACUUGGACUUGAAGAGAAGUUGCAUGUACUGAAUGCAUUGCAUUCCUGAAAUCUCUCCAGUGCUGGGAGGAGGCCUUACCCUUCAGAGCACCAAGGUUUUUGGAACCAGCUGCCAAUGAAUUAGGAGAGGAGGAAAAGAACUGUGUGUUCAGUUUAUGAAAGAAAUUUUAUGAUGCGGUUGCUUGUGACAGUCAUAACCUGUAAUUACUAAUUCCCUGAAGGAGGCUUUAUUACUCAUUGAUUUUUAAGAGUUGAACCUGGGAAAUACUGAGGCUUAUCAUAAGCUGUUUUUUUUGGAAGACUGGUAUACUUUGAUUCACAAAUAUUUGUGAGAGCUGGUAUAAAUUGGUAUAGCUGCAUUAAUUGCAGUAGGCUAAUUACAUUAGUCUACAGCACCAGACAAACAUGGUCCAUGACCAGCUGGGUAUUGUCUUGAUACUGAAACCAAACUUUCUUGAUUAAGAUACUAAUCAUACAUUGACUACUUUAGUGUGGGUAGAAAACUUUCUGUCAUUUUUGCCUAAAAUAACAUUUGUAAUAGUUUAAGAAAUAAAUGUGUGGUUUCAAUUAAAAAAAAAAAAAAAAA
Molecule: messenger RNA, 2447 nt
Organism: Anas platyrhynchos (mallard)
Lineage: Eukaryota; Metazoa; Chordata; Aves; Anseriformes; Anatidae
Gene: DHCR7
Product: 7-dehydrocholesterol reductase
Biological process (GO): brassinosteroid biosynthetic process; cholesterol biosynthetic process
Cellular component (GO): endoplasmic reticulum membrane
Molecular function (GO): 7-dehydrocholesterol reductase activity
Source: RefSeq, a predicted model, not a curated record